Mandrillus leucophaeus (drill) is the source of this 2615-nucleotide messenger RNA. RefSeq names its product PHD finger protein 19 (gene PHF19). Gene Ontology annotation, cellular component: nucleus. The record is from RefSeq and is a predicted model, not a curated record. NCBI's taxonomy places the organism in Eukaryota, Metazoa, Chordata, Mammalia, Primates, Cercopithecidae. The coding region runs from base 64 to 1854 and encodes 596 amino acids. Gene Ontology annotation, biological process: regulation of DNA-templated transcription; chromatin organization. Gene Ontology annotation, molecular function: DNA binding; chromatin binding. The transcript is spliced from 15 exons.
GUAUUUAGCAUUCAUUCAUCAAAGCCUCCGGAUGCGUCCUACGUGCCCGGCACUGUGCUAGUCAUGGUAAUCCGUGGUCCCCAUCCCAGCGUCCAGUGUCAGGGGAAACUGAUGGAGAAUCGAGCUCUGGAUCCAGGGACUCGGGACUCCUAUGGUGCCACCAGCCACCUCCCCAACAAGGGAGCCCUGGCGAAGGUCAAGAACAACUUCAGAGACUUGAUGUCCAAGCUGACAGAGGGCCAGUAUGUGCUGUGCCGGUGGACAGAUGGCCUGUACUACCUCGGGAAGAUCAAGAGGGUCAGCAGCUCUAAGCAAAGCUGCCUCGUGACUUUCGAAGAUAAUUCCAAAUACUGGGUCCUAUGGAAGGACAUACAGCAUGCCGGCGUUCCAGGAGAGGAGCCCAAGUGCAACAUCUGCCUGGGGAAGACAUCAGGGCCGCUGAAUGAGAUCCUCAUCUGCGGGAAGUGUGGCCUGGGUUACCACCAGCAGUGCCACAUCCCCAUAGCGGGCAGUGCUGACCAGCCCCUGCUCACACCUUGGUUCUGCCGACGCUGCAUCUUCGCACUGGCUGUGCGGAAAGGCGGCGCGCUGAAGAAGGGCGCCAUCGCCAGGACGCUGCAGGCCGUGAAGAUGGUGCUGUCCUACCAGCCCGAAGAGCUCGAGUGGGACUCGCCCCACCGCACCAACCAGCAGCAAUGCUAUUGCUACUGCGGCGGGCCCGGAGAAUGGUACCUGCGGAUGCUGCAAUGUUACCGGUGUAGACAGUGGUUCCACGAGGCCUGCACCCAGUGCCUCAAUGAGCCCAUGAUGUUUGGAGACCGGUUUUACCUGUUCUUCUGUUCCGUGUGUAACCAGGGCCCAGAGUACAUCGAGAGGCUGCCCCUGCGAUGGGUGGAUGUGGUUCACCUGGCCCUCUAUAAUCUGGGGGUACAGAGCAAGAAGAAGUACUUUGACUUUGAGGAGAUUCUGGCCUUUGUCAACCACCACUGGGAACUCCUGCAGCUUGGCAAGCUCACCAGCACCCCUGUGACAGAUCGAGGACCGCAUCUCCUCAACGCUCUGAAUAGUUACAAAAGCCGGUUCCUCUGCGGCAAGGAGAUCAAGAAGAAGAAGUGCAUCUUCCGCCUGCGCAUCCGCGUCCCACCGAACCCGCCAGGGAAGCUGCUGCCUGACAAGGGACUGCUGCCAAAUGAGAACAGCACCUCCUCUGAGCUGCGUAAGAGAGGAAAGAGCAAGCCUGGUUUGUUGCCUCACGAAUUCCAGCAGCAGAAAAGGCGAGUUUAUAGAAGAAAAAGAUCAAAGUUUUUGCUGGAAGAUGCAAUUCCCAGUAGUGACUUCACCUCAGCCUGGAGCACCAACCACCACCUGGCUAGCAUAUUUGACUUCACGCUGGAUGAAAUUCAAAGUUUAAAAAGUGCCAGCUCAGGCCAGACCUUCUUCUCAGAUGUCGACUCCACCGACGCUGCCAGCACCUCGGGCUCUGCCUCCACCAGCCUCUCCUAUGACUCCAGAUGGACAGUGGGCAGCAGAAAGAGGAAGCUGGCAGCCAAGGCAUACAUGCCCCUGCGGGCAAAGCGGUGGGCAGCUGAGCUGGAUGGACGCUGCCCCUCGGACAGCAGUGCAGAGGGGGCUUCGGUCCCUGAGCGGCCAGACGAAGGCAUUGACAGCCACACAUUUGAGAGCAUCAGUGAAGAUGACUCAUCCCUGUCCCACCUCAAGUCAUCUAUCACCAACUACUUUGGUGCAGCUGGGCGAUUGGCCUGUGGGGAGAAGUACCAGGUGUUGGCUCGGAGGGUCACACCUGAGGGCAAGGUUCAGUACCUGGUGGAGUGGGAAGGGACCACCCCUUACUGACUAGCCCCCAGGGGUGCCAGGGGUCCUGAAAACCAAAGGAGGAGCAGCAGAAGCCAUAGGCUCCCCAGCUUUCUCCAGGCUGGGGUGGCAGAAGGAAGCAGGACAGAGCUGCAAGUGCCUGGCAGAAGGCCCUGCCUGCCUGCCAGGCCAAGGCCUCCGUCUCUCUGCUGUACCAGCUCCGUUCCAGGGCCUCCUCGGGCUCGUUACCCCUGUGCCUGUGUCUCUACACACUCCACAACCCCUCAAACUCUGUUUAUCUGUUCCUCUGACCUUGAGUCCCCUGCUCUGGGACCCUUCCUCCUGAGGCCCAGGUCUUUGUCCCCAGUUGUGUGCCUUGACCUCUCUCGCCCCUUUUUGGGUGUGUUUGCACAUCCUGUGUGUGCACAGCUGUCCCUCCACUGGAUACCCUUUACACCUGACCCGUGGGGCAGCCAGUCCUCCCAGGGACUACAUAACAGGCACCUUUGAGAGAGCCUGGGAGAAGAUGGAUAAGAGGAUGGCGCUCAGCGCUGUUCUCUUCCACUUUCCUGCCACUCCCCACUGCCCUUGGAGAGAGGUGGUAGGGUGGGAGAAAGCCCCUGUGAAAGCCUGCGAGGAUCUGAAGAGUGAAGGGCUGGGUCUGCUUCAGAAGGCACCAGCACCAGGGUCCAGGCUGAGAGUGAAGGCUGCCAGUGUGAGCUUUGGCCACACCCCCUCAGUCUCCAUAGAGCUGGGCCUGGCCUUGCUGGAAUGGAGGCAUCCUUCCAGACCUGGGGGACGGG